GCGGGAUGUGCGACCGCAACGGUGGCCGGCGGCUGCGGCAGUGGCUCAUUGAGCAGAUCGACAGUGAGCUCUACCCUGGGCUUAUCUGGGAGAAUGAGGAGAAAACCAUGUUCCGUAUCCCAUGGAAACAUGCCGGGAAGCAGGACUACAACCAGGAGGUGGAUGCUUCUAUUUUCAAGGCCUGGGCUGUUUUCAAAGGCAAGUUCAAAGAAGGUGACAAAGCGGAACCGGCUACGUGGAAGACGCGGCUGCGCUGCGCUUUGAACAAGAGCCCUGACUUUGAGGAGGUGACAGACAGGUCCCAGCUCGACAUCUCUGAGCCCUACAAGGUCUACAGGAUCGUGCCAGAGGAGGAACAGAAAAGCAAAGCAGGCAUUGCCAAUGGGAGCAGCCUGAAUGAUGUCAGGGAGAUGGACUGCAAUUCCUCUGCAAUCGAUGAUCUCAUGAAAGACUCCCCCUGUGUAGAUGAAUACCUGGGAGUCAUCAAGAGAAGCCCCUCACCACCCCAGGAGACCUGCAGAAACCCCCCAAUACCUGACUGGUGGGUGCAGCAGCCCAGCCCUGCAUUACCACCGAUGAAUGGAUACUCCAGCUAUGAGCAGCAUCAUUCAGGCUAUUCCCCAAUGGUGAUCAGCUUCUUCUACAGCGGGAGGCUGGUGGGGCGCAUCACCACGUGCAGCGAGGGCUGCCGGCUCUCGCUCAGCCAGCCCUCCAGCCAUGGGGAGAAGCUCUAUGCCCCGGAUGGCCUGGAGCACGUGCGGUUCCCCUCUGCUGAUGCCAUCCAGAAUGACCGCCAGAAGCAGAUCACCAAGAAGCUCUUUGGGCACUUGGAGAGGGGGGUCCUGCUGCAGAGCAACAAGAAGGGCAUCUUCAUCAAGAGGCUCUGCCAGGGCAGGGUCUUCUGGAGUGGGAACACCAUGGUCUACAAGGACAGGCCCAACAAGCUGGACCGGGAUGAGGUGGUGAAGAUAUUUGAUACCAGCACGUUCUUUAGAGAGCUGCAGCAGUAUUACAACAACGAGGGCCGCUUCCCAGAGAGCAGAGUCAUGCUGUGCUUCGGAGAGGAGUUCCCAGAUGCAGUGCCACUGCGGUGUAAGCUCAUCCUUGUGCAGGUGGAGCAGCUGUGUGUCAGGCAGGUGGUGGAGGAGGCUGGGAAGACCUGCAGCAGCAGCCCCAUGCUCCCCAUAGCUGAUGAGACGCAGCAUGACCAAGUGUACAGGAUCUUCCAGGACAUCUGUGCAACGCACCAGUGGCCGCUCUUCAGGGAAAACCAGCAGAUUGCUGUCUGAGCCUCCUUCUCUGCAGUGAUAGCGUGGUGGUUUGGGGUGAUCUAGGCCCAGUUUGGUCCUCUUAGUACCUGAAUUCCCUUUCUGGAAAGUUGGCUUUUGUUGUCUGCUGUUUCCAGUCCAGAGUCUAUAGAUACAACAGUAAAAAUUGCUGUAGGUUGGGUGCUCAGCAUCCAUCCUGCCAACAUGA
Pezoporus occidentalis (night parrot) is the source of this 1476-nucleotide messenger RNA. It is a transcript of the gene IRF8, whose product is annotated as interferon regulatory factor 8. Gene Ontology annotation, biological process: immune system process; regulation of transcription by RNA polymerase II. Gene Ontology annotation, molecular function: protein binding; RNA polymerase II cis-regulatory region sequence-specific DNA binding; DNA-binding transcription factor activity, RNA polymerase II-specific. Bases 6 to 1289 code for a protein of 427 amino acids. The record is from RefSeq and is a predicted model, not a curated record. The transcript has 9 exons. Lineage: Eukaryota; Metazoa; Chordata; Aves; Psittaciformes; Psittacidae. Gene Ontology annotation, cellular component: nucleus.